Molecule: messenger RNA, 6192 nt
Organism: Scleropages formosus (Asian bonytongue)
Lineage: Eukaryota; Metazoa; Chordata; Actinopteri; Osteoglossiformes; Osteoglossidae
Product: leucine-rich repeat-containing protein 7-like
Exons: 25
Coding region: 373-4683 (1436 amino acids)
Biological process (GO): receptor clustering; establishment or maintenance of epithelial cell apical/basal polarity; neurotransmitter receptor transport, endosome to postsynaptic membrane
Cellular component (GO): adherens junction; basolateral plasma membrane; postsynaptic membrane
Molecular function (GO): protein kinase binding
Source: RefSeq, a predicted model, not a curated record
CAGACCAGUGCCCCUCUGCGUCCCAUUUUUUUUGUUCCUCGUCCACAUCCCCUCCCCUCCUCUCAUCGCUCACCUCGGUCUGUCAUCGCAAUGCAGCGCAAGGAGACGAUCGCCGCAUCCCCGGCAAGCGCACGGCACCUUCUCACACACUUACAGCUGUAGGGGUGUUUUUUCUUUUUUUUUUUUUUUUUACACCACACUUGUGCACAGAGAAUGGGUGCCCCGGCGCGCGCUCUCCGGGGGCACACUCCUGUCGCGCGCGGCUGGGGGGUGAUGCGCAGCGCCGCGUGAUGAAGACUCGCGGCUCCGGCGGCCGAGGGCACUGUUUGGAAUUACGAUCGGAACCCGGUUCCUUUUCACAGGAAAGCACCAAUGGACAACCAGUCGGCCAUUCAACUGCAGUGUCUGGAGAUGACAACAAAGAGGAAGAUCAUCGGCCGCCUGGUGCCGUGCCGAUGCUUCCGAGGGGAGGAGGAGGUCAUCUCCGUGCUGGACUACUCCCACUGCAGCUUGCAGCAGGUGCCCAAGGAGAUCUUCAGCUUUGAGCGCACACUGGAGGAGCUCUACCUGGAUGCCAACCAGAUUGAGGAGCUGCCCAAGCAACUCUUCAGUUGUCAAGCGCUGAGGAAACUGAGCAUACCCGACAAUGACCUCUCGAGCCUGCCGACCACCAUCGCAAGCCUUGUCAAUCUAAAAGAGCUUGACAUCAGUAAAAACGGCAUUCAGGAGUUCCCUGAAAACAUAAAGGGCUGCAAAUGUCUAUCCAUUGUGGAAGCCAGUGUUAAUCCAAUUUCCAAGCUCCCAGAUGGGUUCACCCACCUCCUCAACCUGACACAGCUGUUCUUAAAUGAUGCCUUUCUGGAACAGCUCCCUGCCAACUUCGGAAAAUUAUCGAAACUGCGCAUUCUGGAACUCAGAGAAAAUCACCUCAAAACAUUGCCAAAGUCAUUGCAAAAACUGUCCCAGCUGGAGCGGUUAGAUCUGGGCAGCAAUGAAUUUGCUGAACUGCCAGAGGCCCUGGAACACAUACAGAACCUGAAGGAGCUUUGGAUGGAUAACAACUCCCUCCUGACGCUGCCUGGGUUCAUAGGGAAGCUGAAGCACUUGACGUACCUGGAUUUGUCCAAGAACAGGCUGGAGUCCCUGGACAUGAAUAUUUCUGGAUGCGAGGCGCUGGAAGACCUCCUUCUGUCCUCCAACAUGCUCCAGCAGCUGCCCGACUCCAUCGGAAUGUUGAAAAAACUGACAACUCUAAAAGUAGAUGAAAACCAACUAACCUCAUUACCUAAUACCAUUGGGAGUUUAUCACUUUUAGAGGAGUUUGACUGCAGUUCCAACGAGCUGCAGUCCCUCCCGCCAGCCAUCGGCUAUCUGCACAAUCUCCGAACCUUUGCGGCAGAUGAAAACUUCCUUUUAGACUUGCCCAGAGAGAUAGGGAGCUGCAAGAAUGUCACAGUCAUGUCUCUGCGCUCCAACAAGCUGGAGUUCCUGCCUGAAGAGAUUGGACAGAUGACCAAACUGCGAGUGCUCAACCUGAGUGACAACAGGUUGAAGAAUUUGCCUCUGACAUUUGCAAAGCUAAAGGACCUGGCUGCACUGUGGCUAUCAGACAAUCAGUCCAAGGCACUCAUCCCCCUGCAGUCCGAGGCCAACCCCGAGACCAAGCAGAGGGUCCUCACUAACUACAUGUUCCCUCAGCAGCCACGGCAUGAUGAAGAAUACCAGUCAGACAGUGACAGCUUCAACCUAGCCCUCUGGGAGGAGGAGAGGCAAAAGCGCAUGACCGUUGCCUUUGAAUUCGAAGACAAGAAAGAUGAGGAAGACAGUGCUGGGAAAGUCAAGGUUGAAAUCAAUCUGAAACGCUACCCCACGCCUUACCCGGAGGACAUGAAGAACAUGGCAAAGUCGGCACAGACCCUAGUGGGUCACGCAGGACACGCCCUUGGCCCAGAGAUCCGCCCCGCAGUCAUGCCCAUGGAGCACCACGCCAAGGAACAGUAUGAGCACGGCUGGCCAAUGGCCCCAAAGGAGGCUGUCGUUGACAUGGCAGCCCAAUUGGAGGUGGCUGCCAAGGUUCUCAAAACCGGCAGAGAGCCCACGAGCUACAACUUAGCAGUAAGACUGACCGACAGAGAAGGUCAGGAUUACCAGAAAACGCAGAUCAUCGAACGGGGGAUUGGCCACAACACUGCCAUUGACAUUCCUGCCCACAACGAGAAGGAAGAUUUGACCGAGAGCUCUGAGGAUUCCCCCAAUGACAUUCGCAUUUCCGACAUGAGAUCAACGCCAGUGGAGGCCCCCAUGUUCAAGCCAAAGGUCAUCUUACUGGGCAAGAACAAACCAGGCUCAACUGAUGAACCCGAGGCUGAAAAAACACUCGGGAUUAACAACAGUGGCUCCUCAGCCACAUACUCGGACUACUCCCCAUCCCAGACCUCCUCUGGUUCCUCCAACCCUCUGGCAAACAUGGCAGGCCAGCAGCCUGUGGUAAAGAGCACAGAGCCCCCACCCCACUGGGCAGACAGGCCAGGUCAGCCCAUCCCCCCACCCAUGGAGAAGCCAUUCAUGAACCAGAGGGCGACAAACACCUUGCAGCAGCACACUGAGAGACGGCCCCUCAGCAGCACUUUCAACAGCUGGAACGAGAGCUCUCAGUACGACAACACCGACUUUGGGGCCGUGGAGGCCCCUGUGGAGGUCCAGAGCACUGCCAAACCCACACUGGGGCCUAGAAGCAACUCAGCUCAAGGUCGACGAGCGCUUAUGAGGCAGGAGCGGGUGGUGGCAAUGUCCCAGGAGAUGGACCAAGCACCUAAACCCUUCCAUGCGCCAGAGCCUGAAGUGCCUCCACCACCAAACCCCUGGCAAAACUGGACAAGGACCCCUAGUCCCCUCGAGGACAGGACAGCCUUCCCUUCAAAGAUGGAGCUGACCCCUGCAAGCAGUCCUAAACCUACUCACAAGCAGCUGGAGCAGAUGGGAGAGCACCCUGGCACAAUCUCCAGGAGUGCCCUGGAGUCCAAGGAUGCAGGUAGAAUUGGCAGCCAAAGCAACCUUCUGACUCACCUCCAAGGCGGCCAGAAUCUCCCGAAGAACACUGUUACCAUCAGCAAGAGCUCAGAGAGACUCUACCCCAUGAUUAAAGAUGUGAAGACAAAGUUCAAGAAGUCACAGAGUAUUGACGAACUGGAUAUUGGUUCCUGCAAGGUUCACAAUGCCCCACAUGAUAGCUAUGGCUCCAGCAUGGAGAACCAGGGGAGUAUGGACAGGCCAGACAUCCCCCCACCUUACGAACACAGCAUAUCACGCAGCCACUCCGCCCCCAUGCUGGAUGAUGACACAGAUGACUUUGGCACCACACCAAGCUCAGAGGAUCAGAAAACUUCCAUUCCAAAGAAAGUUUUCCACUUUGACCAAAGCUUCAACCCCCAGGGCCCCAUGGAGAUGAUGAACCCUGAAAGGAGGGCCCCGCCACCUUUCCCCAGCACAACCAUGUACAUCAAUCAGGCAGGCAAGACCCUCCCGAAGGAGCUGGUGAGCCCCAGGACCUACAAGGGCUAUCCCCCAAUGGAGCAGAUGUUUCAGUUCACACAGACCUCAGCCAACAAGGAGCCAACAAGUCAGCAGUUUCAAAGUCAGAGGUCGCGGCCAGGCUGUCUUCGGAGGGCGGACUCCUUAGUUAGCUCCACAGAGUUAGCGCAUUUCCGUCGUGUGGUGGAAGCCCAGGAGAUGCAGUCCUACGGCCAGCAGCAUCCCAAGGCCAUGCUGGAACAUCAGGCCAGGUUGUCCACCAAGACUGAAUCACAGUUCUAUAAGGGAACUGGCAGGUACGAUGGUGACUACACACCAUACCAGGAGCCCAAACCAUCUAUAGCAGCAUACCCUACCAAGAGCCUGGCUCAACGGCGCCCUCUGUCAGCCAGGAGCUACAGCAUAGAAAGCUAUGGAGCGUCACAUGCACGACCUGUGUCUGCCAGGCCUACUAUGGCUGCCUUGAUGGAGAAGAUGCCAUCAGAUUACAACCUGAGCACCUGCAUGGAGAAGAACAAUGAUGGGGAUGAUGAGCUGUGGUCUGAACACAACAAAAUGCCAGUGGACUGGAGGCAGCAGCUACUGAGGCAUAUAGAUGCUAAAAGACUAGACUGGCAGGGCAAUGUUUUAGAUAACAGAAAAGGAGAUAUGUCUAACACCACCUUGCGGGCCUCGUACGCCCUGGGCAGGAGAGAUGUGCCACCAGACAACAUCAAGAAGGCAGGUACCCAUGCCCUCCAAAACCAGACGAUGAAUGUCAUUUCGGCCACCCCGCCACAUCGCCCGGCCCAGGAGCUCCACGAAGGGCCCAUCCACAAGAUCCCCCUGCAGCAGUACCCGACCGGCCUCCCUGCCUCCACCACCUGCCCUCGGCCGCAGAGCGCCCACUGUCUCAGCCAGACCAAAGGGCAGAAGAGCAUAGAUGGAUACAAGGAGCAGUUUUGUGUGCGCAUAGAGAGAAAUCCUCGCCUUGGUUUCAGCAACUCAGGGGGAAUAAGUGGACAAAGGAAGCCGCUCGAGCCUGCAGAUGUGGCCAUCUUUCUUGGCAGGGUACAACCUGAUGAGCCAGCUUCCGAUGUUCUUCAACCCGGAGACAAAAUUCUAAAGGCUAAUGGACGUAGUUUAUACGCGUGGAACACGAAACGACCGUAACCCUGCUAAAGAAUUCCCAGAAUUCCCAGAAAACUGUGGACUUGGUAAUACUGAGAGAGAACGUGGCCUAAAUAUUUUUAAUACAACUUCUUUUAAAGAAAGGAUGUUGAAAUCUGUGAAAGUUGCUAAAAACACAUUUUUAUCCAAGAACAAACAGUAUUUGCCAUUUGCUGGACAAGUGGUAAAUUCUUUUGACAAGAUGUUGUAAGAAAUAACUGCUAUAAAGUUCUAAACGUAUAUGGAAAGAAUGCUGUGCUAUGUAAAUCUGAUGGUAUUUUUAUCAAUCUAUACGCCCAAGGCUGUUAAUGGAUUUUUCUUUUGCUUUUUAUUUGUUUUCUAUUUAUUUCCACAAAUGUGUUUUACCUGCAGAGUACGUUUCAGUAUCUAAGCACCCAGACUUUUUUAAUAGUUACCAUGAUGAUCGUGAACACCGCCUCAACUUUAUAUAUGCCUUUUUAGAUAUGUCUUAAAGCAACUAAUUUUGAACUUAAGAACUAAGUGUAAAUAGAAGAAGAAUGUUUUCUUUGCCUUGGAGAUGUCUCAUGUGGAAUAUUAUAAAUGAAAAACAACUCUCACUGUACCCCAACAUGAUCAUCAUCAUCAUGUCAGUUUUUAACACCUCUUCUUUUCGGGUUGUGUGAAUGGGCAAAUAGAUUUACGCAGAUUUUUCGAAACAAUCCAUACAUGGAUGGAAUGAGCGAUCGCCUAUGUGGAAACGCGUCCAGUUUUUGCUGCACUGAAACGUGGAUCUUAGGACGAAAGAAGCCAAAGCAAUACAGUACAUUACUGUGUAGCAGCAGUGUCCUUCUCACGUGACGCUCAGCCGCGAGCUCCGGGGACUGGCCCUGCAGUGCCAUCUGGCGGUGGCUGCGUGGCGCUGCAGGCGUCGCUGCGAGUUCGCGAGCGCUGCGGCGGCGCGCUUCCAGCACACACGCUCCGCGACGCGCGAACUCUUCGCGUUUUCCUCGCGCGUGGAGCAGUGCGCCCUCUUCACGUGGCAUUUGAGCGCGGAAAUCCAGCGUCGACGCUCGCUGGAGAUUUCACAUUCCCCGAAACUUCACUGAACAAGAGGUGCUGUAGCUGAGACGUGACCGCGAUCGCGUCUGUUUUCAGCUGAACUUUACCACGUCGCGAGACCUAGACGGUCUGCGUUUGCGUUUCGGGAGUGUGAUCGCGUACUGUAAGAGCGGGUUCUCUCUGAGCUCAACAACACACACGAUUUAUAAUGGAAGAGGAAUCACGAAAAGCCAUCAAAAAAUGUUGCGAAUGCCAUAAUAUUUAUGAGAAACGAGGCCGUUGUUUUAAGGGUUUGUUUUGAAAAGCAAUCGCGGUUUGUUGUUGUUUGCCAACAAUUACAAUGUGAAAUAAAUGCCAAACAAAGACAUAUUUAGUUAUAAUGUAUAUUUGUUAUUACUGAGCAUUUAGAUAACUUAGUGUUUUUUGCCCUUCUCUUUUAUUUUCUGGAAAGGCAAAUGUGUUAAGUACUUAUACAGUAGUCAUGUGAGUGAA